CAUUGGUUCAUUUAGUCUGAAAAUCACGCCAUUUGAAAUGAGUCUCAAUGGCGAAUGAGAAUGAAGAAAAGAAUGUGAAUGGAUGGAUGAUUGAGAAUAUAAAUUGAUUGCUUUUUUUCGUUUUCAUUCCUCCAUUCGUUAUUUCACCAUUCUCACACUUUCAACAAAACUUCAGCACACUUCAUAUUGCCAUCAAAAACACUUCAGAAUGUCUUCCAACAAUGUUUCCCAUAGUUCCCCUGCCAGUUCUCCCGUGGAACUUCACUACUCUUUCACCAGUGGUGGAGAAAAUAGUUUUGAGCAUGAUGAUAGAGAUCCGGCCUUCGUUCAAGCUGAUCGUCAUGCACUUUGGAGAGAGAGAGGAGAUCCACGUUAUCGUGAUCGUUCUCCUUCUUUGGAAAUUGGUGGAUCUGUUCCACCCAAGUUAUCCGUUGGGACUUCGCUCGGUGUACGAAAGCGAAGUGAUGAUGAUGAUGGGGAGUCAGAGUGUGCGCAACAUCAUCAGCGCCGUAAAGUUUUGGAGGAUGUGGACAUGAUGGUAAUAGACAUCAUAAAUCUUUACAAGAUGGUGCGCGAGCAAGGGGAGAUAAUUGCAGAUCUGACCAAGCAAGUGGAGGAUUUGAAAAAGCAAGUAGGGCGUUCAAAGAAAUAUAAUCUGCGUCCUACUCCCAGUAGAAAUAGCAACCGCAAAGGAAAGAAAUAA
Lobosporangium transversale is the source of this 703-nucleotide messenger RNA. RefSeq lists its product as hypothetical. The record is from RefSeq and is a predicted model, not a curated record. NCBI's taxonomy places the organism in Eukaryota, Fungi, Mortierellomycota, Mortierellomycetes, Mortierellales, Mortierellaceae. Bases 209 to 703 code for a protein of 164 amino acids. The transcript has a single exon.